Molecule: messenger RNA, 522 nt
Organism: Ochlerotatus camptorhynchus
Lineage: Eukaryota; Metazoa; Arthropoda; Insecta; Diptera; Culicidae
Gene: RpI12
Product: RNA polymerase I subunit RpI12
Exons: 3
Coding region: 78-440 (120 amino acids)
Biological process (GO): DNA-templated transcription; termination of RNA polymerase I transcription
Cellular component (GO): RNA polymerase I complex
Molecular function (GO): nucleic acid binding; zinc ion binding
Source: RefSeq, a predicted model, not a curated record
GCGAGAACUCACUGAAAAUCGUGAAAACACGCGGAUUGCGUUUGGAGCUGUGCAAUUCUGUGUGGCAGGAUAAUACUAUGGAUUUCAACUCAUCGAUUACACCAGGAUUUUGCCCAGAUUGUGGUUCCAUACUUCCCUUGCUUCGGAUGACAGGAAGCGUGACAUGUUACAACUGCCACAACAACUAUAAUGAAGCAGUUUUCGGAACCAUGGAGGUAGAAUAUACAAUCCAUUUCAACUCGUACGAAAACAAAAAAUCCGAUCAGCAUCAGGGCCCGGCCGAGGAAGAAGCCGAAGGUCCGAUUGUGUCGCGUAAGUGUCCCAAAUGUAGUAACGAUAAGAUGUCCUACGCAACCCUGCAGCUGCGAUCGGCGGAUGAAGGUCAGACCGUGUUCUUCACGUGCACCAAGUGCAAGUUUAAAGAAUCAGAAAACUCGUAGAAGGGAGCAUACAGGGGCAGUAUAUUAUUUGUUGUAGAUAAAAUAAAUAAAUUUUCGUCAAUUUUCCUCAUUUUCCGGAAGA